AUGUUUGCCAUGAAGGAGGUUGGGGAGAGUCGUGCACAUGCUAUAUAUAAUGGGAGUGCUUCCAGAAUCAAUAAAAUUGAGCUUCAACUUUAUCCAGUUUCUGAGUCUGACUUUGGCAAAGGCUUGCCAUAUGCUCCUGUAGAUUGGCCAAAUGCCGGUGAUAUGUGGGGUUGGCGCGCAGGGAAAAGAGUUGCAAGUUCAGGCACCUUUAGAGAUAGAUAUUUGUAUCUUCCGAAGCAUUUUAAGGCUCCAAAAGGUGGAAAAAAUUCUUUUCGAAGUAAGAUUUCAGUUGAAAAGUAUCUCCAAUCUGAGUAUCCUGAUAUGGAUAUAAACCAAUUUUUUGCCUCAUUUAGUUGGAUGAUUCCUGUGAAGAAGUCGACAAGCUCAAAAGGUUAG
Solanum lycopersicum (tomato) is the source of this 396-nucleotide messenger RNA. The record is from RefSeq and is a predicted model, not a curated record. Lineage: Eukaryota; Viridiplantae; Streptophyta; Magnoliopsida; Solanales; Solanaceae.